Messenger RNA from Alexandromys fortis (reed vole), 5238 nucleotides. It is a transcript of the gene Kcnd2, whose product is annotated as potassium voltage-gated channel subfamily D member 2. NCBI's taxonomy places the organism in Eukaryota, Metazoa, Chordata, Mammalia, Rodentia, Cricetidae. The record is from RefSeq and is a predicted model, not a curated record. The transcript has 6 exons. Gene Ontology annotation, molecular function: voltage-gated monoatomic ion channel activity involved in regulation of postsynaptic membrane potential; A-type (transient outward) potassium channel activity; protein binding. Gene Ontology annotation, cellular component: voltage-gated potassium channel complex; neuronal cell body; dendritic spine. Gene Ontology annotation, biological process: potassium ion transmembrane transport; protein homooligomerization. The coding region runs from base 915 to 2807 and encodes 630 amino acids.
CUCUCCCUUUCCUUUUCCGGGUGCAAGGCGACGGCAAAGUCUCUAUGCAACUCAGCCCCGGCGCGCACUUUGCCAGGUAUGUACCGCGGGCGAGGCGCGUUCUGCGCGGAGGCAGAUGAUGCUGCCGCCACGGCGGCGGCGGCUGCCAGCUCCCGGGCUCUCUAACUGUCACGCUGCACCUGAGCUGAACUUGAACAGAGAGUGAAGGGGCCAUCGGGCGAACGCUCUCGGCGGGCACAGAGGGUGUCUGUCGACGUGGGGGAGAAGGAGCUCUAGACCGGCGCCCCCCGCCGCGAGCCCUGCUCUUCACCUCCAUCUCUGCCAGUGCCGCGGGACUAGAGGCGGCCGGCGGACUCCCAGGGACGCGGGACAGUGGCUGUGACCGCAUCUCCGGAGCUACAACAACAGGUCGUCUUUUUGAGACGCCUUUGGCGGGAAGGACUACUUCAGCAGAAAGGGAAGGUGAAAAGGUUCAAUCUUUUUAAGAGACUACACCUGGGCGACUCCUCCUGCUUCCUCUCUCUCUAUAUUGGCCUCCUAUCAACCAGACUGUGUCAGGGGAGAAGUGAAGACACCUGUUUGAAGAAACGGCUGUCUCCCCAAGUCACCUGUGAGCUUACACGUGCCAGGAGGUGCCCUGGUCCAACUGUUGGCAGAGAUUUGUUUAGGUUCUACAGAGAGAGAUUUUUAGGUCACUGUAUUUUUUUUUCUUAGUAUUCCAAAUACUUGUCUGCGAGGGAAACUUGGCCUUGUGAGAACUGUGACUUCACCUGCGCCACCUUGGAAUAAUUGUGUUCCUGUGAACAGUGUUCCCCAGUGUUUUGUUUGACUUGAAGAAGUGGGCCAUUGCGUUACUUUCCUUGUGUUACUUUGGGUGACUGUGAUCACUCUUGAGACCUACACUUCCAGACAACAUGGCGGCUGGUGUUGCAGCAUGGUUGCCCUUUGCCAGGGCGGCAGCCAUUGGGUGGAUGCCUGUUGCCUCGGGGCCUAUGCCAGCUCCCCCAAGGCAGGAGAGAAAAAGGACUCAGGAUGCUCUAAUUGUGCUGAACGUGAGCGGCACCCGCUUCCAGACAUGGCAGGACACCCUGGAACGGUACCCAGAUACUCUCCUGGGCAGUUCCGAGAGAGACUUUUUCUACCACCCAGAGACCCAACAGUAUUUCUUUGACCGUGACCCAGACAUCUUCCGCCACAUCCUCAAUUUCUACCGCACUGGGAAGCUUCACUACCCCCGCCAUGAGUGCAUCUCUGCUUACGACGAAGAACUGGCCUUCUUUGGCCUCAUCCCAGAGAUUAUUGGCGACUGCUGUUACGAGGAGUACAAGGACCGCAGGCGGGAGAAUGCAGAGCGCCUACAGGACGAUGCGGACACUGACAACACAGGAGAGAGUGCGCUGCCCACCAUGACUGCUAGGCAGAGGGUCUGGCGGGCCUUUGAGAAUCCUCACACCAGCACCAUGGCCCUGGUGUUCUACUACGUGACUGGGUUCUUCAUUGCCGUCUCAGUCAUCGCCAACGUGGUGGAAACAGUUCCAUGUGGGUCUAGCCCAGGCCACAUCAAAGAACUGCCUUGUGGGGAACGGUAUGCCGUGGCCUUCUUCUGCUUAGAUACCGCCUGUGUCAUGAUCUUCACUGUUGAGUACCUGCUCCGUCUGGCGGCGGCACCCAGUCGUUACCGUUUUGUGCGCAGCGUCAUGAGUAUCAUCGAUGUGGUGGCCAUCCUGCCCUAUUACAUCGGGCUGGUCAUGACAGAUAAUGAGGAUGUCAGUGGAGCCUUUGUCACACUCCGAGUCUUUCGAGUCUUCAGGAUCUUUAAGUUUUCCCGCCACUCUCAAGGCCUGCGUAUACUGGGGUACACACUGAAGAGCUGUGCCUCCGAAUUGGGCUUCUUGCUCUUCUCUCUCACUAUGGCUAUCAUCAUUUUUGCUACGGUUAUGUUUUACGCAGAGAAGGGGUCAUCAGCCAGCAAGUUCACCAGCAUCCCUGCAGCCUUCUGGUACACCAUCGUCACCAUGACAACACUGGGGUAUGGCGACAUGGUGCCGAAAACCAUAGCAGGGAAGAUAUUUGGUUCCAUCUGCUCUCUGAGUGGAGUGCUGGUCAUUGCGUUACCUGUGCCUGUGAUCGUGUCCAACUUCAGUCGGAUCUACCACCAAAACCAACGAGCGGACAAACGAAGGGCGCAGAAGAAAGCAAGACUGGCCAGGAUCCGGGCAGCCAAAAGUGGAAGUGCAAAUGCCUAUAUGCAGAGCAAGCGGAACGGGCUACUCAGCAACCAGCUGCAGUCUUCAGAGGACGAACCAGCCUUCGUUAGCAAAUCCGGAUCCAGUUUCGAGACCCAGCACCACCACCUGCUUCACUGCCUGGAGAAAACCACGAACCAUGAGUUUGUGGAUGAGCAAGUCUUUGAAGAAAGCUGUAUGGAAGUUGCCACAGUUAACCGUCCUUCAAGUCACAGCCCCUCUAUGUCUUCACAACAAGGAAUCACCAGCACUUGCUGCUCCCGGCGACACAAAAAAACUUUCCGCAUUCCUAAUGCCAACGUGUCCGGAAGUCAUAGAGGCAGUGUGCAGGAGCUCAGCACAAUUCAGAUCCGAUGUGUGGAGAGAACCCCGCUAUCCAACAGCCGAUCCAGCUUAAAUGCCAAAAUGGAAGAAUGCGUUAAACUAAACUGUGAACAACCUUACGUGACCACAGCAAUAAUAAGCAUCCCAACACCUCCAGUAACCACGCCAGAAGGUGACGACAGGCCAGAGUCUCCAGAGUACUCGGGAGGAAAUAUUGUCAGGGUGUCUGCUUUGUAAGACAAUUGUCACAGGUCUAAGAGAAUUUGAACCCUAACUAUGAAAAGAAUCAAAAGUAGAAGAAAGAAGAAAUAAUAACCCAUUCUUUUUAAGAUUAAGACAGUAAACCAAGAAGUUUGGAAGUGGAAAAAAAUAAAGCUUUCGAAGUUGAGGAUAUGAAUCGGAAGAACAAAGGGCAUUUCGAGACAGAGUUCGACCUGCUCACAGAGGAAGACUCUGUGGUCCUUUGACUUUGGGAAUGAGCACAAUGGAACACCAUCUGUUGAUGCUUCUUAUGAUCAGAACUCUUUUUUAAUAAAACGAACAAAAUGAAUCUUUGAACAUAAUGUUCCAGUUGAAUGCAAAACAAAAAAAAUAUGGAAAACAUUUUGAUAAAAAUUUUUCCUGUUAAAACCAUGAACAUUGGCUCUGGCAAAGAUUAUUAUAGAUGAAAAAACUCAUACGAUCCAUUUGUAUGGACUGAAGGAAACCAUCCUAAUGCAUGCUAGAAUUCUUUGGAGCAGUGAUCUCAGUUUCCUUAUGUUGUCUUCAGAAUAGGCAUGAUAAACUAUACCUGUAGAAAGGGGAACUCUCUGUGCACUUACAAUGAGCUGAUUGUCCAUGUUCCAUGAUGGGCUGUGCACAUAAACUCCUUUUAGUACUGCAGUCUUUCUCAUGGGGAUGCACACUAGUAAAUCUAAAGUGUUUGGAUAGUUCAGUAUUAAUUAUUGUUUAACCUUGCACCUAGUCAUUGUUAAACUGCAAUAACUCAUUCUAUAUCUGUUGUAUCAGGAAUCAGGAUUUUUUUUUGGACUCUCCAUAUAGUCAUAGAUACAGUAAGAGCCACGUUCAUAGAAAAGCUUCUGGUGUGGCCAGGCUUUAGGUGACUUUUUAAUCCAAAACUACUGUGUCCUAAAUGUUUUUUUGGUAGUAUUCUUUGGUCAUCUGUAUUCCAGUGACCCAGUGCAUUUAUCUGUUCCUGGAUCUUUCUAGUGUCUUUCUACUGGGUUUACCCAUUAAUGACAGGAUUAGUAUUUACUGUAGUAAAAUAAAAAAAGUUUCCUAUGUUUAUAUUUCCCAACUGGUUAUUAGAAGUAGUCUGCCAUUAAUCCCCUUGACAGAAACUAGAGUAAGGGAGUUGACAUGAAAAACUAUUUGUGGAAAACACAGACCCUGGAAACAUCUAUAUGUAUUUCGUGAGAGGACUUAAAUGGGACUAAAAAUCACAAGACCGAUGAUCUCAGCAUCUGUCUCAGUGUAUUGUUUAUUUUGAUCCAGAUCUUAAAUACAUUUGAGAACAACUGAUAUACAGAGGCAAACUGAAGUGCUUUAUGUAGCAAUAUCUAAUGAGAGCAGGCUCCUGAAGCCACCCAAGAAAGCAACAACUUAUCUCAAACGAUCCUGUGUAUCACAAGGCACAAAGUUCUCUGCAAAAUCAGGACAGAAGUGUGAAGAUGUGAAGCUGACCACUUUGUACAUUAGUGAAAAGUCUUGCUAUCUUUUCACCCUUAAAUAUCCGAGACACGUCUGCACGUGACAGUGUAAAAAAAGUUUAAUGUCAUGAAAAGUUUUGUUUAUUUCAAGCCACCACUGUAAGAACGAAAGCUUAGUUUCUAUUCAUGGAAAGAGUUAAUAAUUACUCCUCUACCAUAGAGGUUUGAUAUCAAUGCUUAUCACAAUUUACUAUAAAAAGGAAUUAAUCCAACUAUUUUCAGAUAAAGCCAGAAAUGAUUGAGUCUCGUUUGUAGAAUAGCUUCUAGAACAGGGCUAGGCACACAGUCGAUCUUCCUAAACAGCUGAAUGUCAGGGAGGGGAACUCAACUUUCUCUCGGGAAGACCUGGCUUUAUUCCUAGUGCGUCUUUUAAAAAGUUACUAACCUUCCUGCGCGUGAAUACUAACGAUUCUAUUAACACCUGCCUCUUGUCACUUUGUGCUUCUAGAGCAAAUAUAUAGUGAAACUUCUUUGAUGGCAAUUGUUGAAAAGCCUUUUAAAGUAUAGACUAAGAAAAAUACAAUCAGGAACACUUAACAUCAUUUGAUUCCCAAUAAGAAGCUCUAUUUUCAUGUUCUUAAUAGUACAAAAAAAAUGAAAUACACUUAGCAUAUUUUGGUUGAUAAUUAUUCUUCCUCUUUUGAAUUGUCAUUUAUCACAAAUAUUUGAUUUCCGCAGAUUUUCACAGAAAAGAAAUUAAAAAAACUUUUUGAUGUUUUAGGUGAUUUAAAAAUAUACUGUGUUGGUGGUGAAUGACUAUUGAUGACUGUGAUAAGUGCACCUGUAUUGUAAGUGAAAUGUAAUUAUUUCUGUGUAUCAUAUGGAGUAACUAAGGUCAUUGUUUUUUGACAAUUUUGUUUGAAAUUCAUAUAUCUUAUUUCAAAGGAUAGCAUAAUAUCUGCAUUAUGCUGGAAAAAUAGACUUUUGGAGAAUACUUAAAUAAAACACGUGCAUGCUUG